Messenger RNA from Rhododendron vialii, 1433 nucleotides. RefSeq names its product zinc finger AN1 and C2H2 domain-containing stress-associated protein 16-like. Gene Ontology annotation, cellular component: cytoplasm. The transcript has 2 exons. The coding region runs from base 328 to 1197 and encodes 289 amino acids. The record is from RefSeq and is a predicted model, not a curated record. Gene Ontology annotation, molecular function: zinc ion binding. Lineage: Eukaryota; Viridiplantae; Streptophyta; Magnoliopsida; Ericales; Ericaceae.
GGCAUGGGUCGGUUACUCGUUUUCCCUGCAUCUUUUUUCCACCGAUAAAAUAUGUCCCCAGAAGAAGAAGAAGAAUUGAAGGCGACUUGGCACGACUCUUUCCCUUUCCCUCUGGCUUCCGGAUUCCCCUUCGAAAUUUCAACGCGGAAUUCGCAAACUUCAGAAUCAAAGUCAGUCGUUCCCAAAAACUGGGCUCAAAUCCAGGGAAAUCGAUACCCAUGAGUCAAUUGUCUGAUCUUUCAAAUCUGUUCAUUCAUCAUUCUUUGAUAUUUUCCUCUCUUGAAUUGUCUGAUCUGUGAGUUUGGGACGAGGAAUAAUCGAAUUCCGAUGGGAACUCCGGCGUUUCCAAACCUGGGAAAGCAUUGCACCGUCGAAGACUGCAAGCUCAUUGAUUUCUUGCCCUUCACCUGCGAUUGUUGUCACCAGGUGUUCUGUUUAGAGCACAGGAGUUACGGUAAACACCAAUGUCCAAAAGCCAACAAACAAGACGUAACUGUGGUUAUCUGCCCACUGUGCGCGAAAGGGGUCCGCCUGAUUCCUGAUGAAGACCCAAACAUUACUUGGGAGUCGCAUGUUAAUACGGAGUGUGACCCGUCAAACUAUGAAAAAGCAACAAAGAAGAGAAAAUGCCCCGUCCGUGGCUGCAGAGAGAUCCUAACGUUCUCAAACACAAUCAAGUGCCGCGACUGCAUUCUGGAACAUUGCUUGAAGCAUCGGUUUGGGCCGGAUCACAACUGUCCUGGGCCCAAGAAACCAGAUCCGGGCUUCCAGUUUAUGGGCCUUCUAAAUCUGAGUCGAAAAGAAGAUCCAAAAUCCACGUCUUCGUCCAAAUGGUCCACGAGCCUCCUCAAUGCUGCCUCCAGCUUCCGGGCCACAGCUGAAGCCGGAAUGGCAAGGUUGAGCAGCGAGUUCAGCCAAAAGACUCAGAUGACUAGGAAUGGAGUGGUGGGACAGAGUAGUGGCAGCAGUAGCGGUGGUGUGAAUCAGGUGGAGCAAUGUCCGCAGUGUAAGGUGAGGUUUUCUUCGGUUACUGCUCUGGUGGAACACGUGGAGAAAGUUCAUGAAAGGAACGGCAACCGGAGCGGCGUUAUGAAGGUUACCAUUGAUGUUUGCCCCAAGUGUAAUAAGGGUUUUCGGGAUCCGGUGUCGCUCGUGGAGCAUGUGGAGAGGGACCAUGCAGGCACUUCAAAGGCUUAGAAAGCAUGUUUGUUCAUACAGAAGUAGUCCUGGAGAACUUUUUUUCUGUUUGUUUUGGUCUGGUUCCAUUGUUUCCAAGGUAUGCUUUGCAUACUUCAUUGUUGUUAAAAAGGACAGCAAAGGAGGCUUGAGGCCCAACUUUUGAUUUUUUUGUAUUUACAGUUUCAAAGUAAACUGGUUGUACUCAUUGUGCAAGAAAGUUGCAAUUACUUCAGGACAGCAAAUUUAGUUUCCUA